Messenger RNA from Clunio marinus, 504 nucleotides. NCBI's taxonomy places the organism in Eukaryota, Metazoa, Arthropoda, Insecta, Diptera, Chironomidae. The record is from the annotation of a GenBank genome assembly.
AUGCAAAGUUUUAAGAGAUUAUUUCCUAAGACGACUUCAAUCAUUGGAAUGAUUCAUGUCGAUCCAUUACCAGGAACACCGCAAUAUGAGUCGAAAGCUCUUGCUGUUGCAAAAGCAACCAGCAGUGACUUUAUAAGAAAUGAAGGAUUUAUCUUCAGUCAUAUUGGCGAUGAAGGUUUUAUAGAUUCAAAUGCUGGAGAACUUUUACGUUACAGAAAGAUGAUUGAUGCUGACAAUAUAAUGAUUUUCAAUGACAUCAAGAAGAAACAUAGUUCGCAUGCAAUUACUUCGGACAUUUCACUUCUCGACACUGCCAAUGCCGCAAUGUUUUUUAAUGCCGAUGGAAUUAUUCUAACCGGGAAAUCAACAGGCGACUCAACAGACGUGAACGAAUUGAAAUUGAUUCAUAAGCAACAGCAAGAAGGAAAAUUGAAGCUUCCGAUUCUCGUUGGUUCCGGAGUAACGAAAAAAAAUUUACAUAAUUAUGAUUUGCUGACGCUCUGA